GCGGCCCCGGGGGCGCUGACCAAGUGCCAGUUGCCGAGUCCCCAUCCCGAGGCUAGGAGGAAGGCGAGGAGAAGCAGAACGCAGAGGCACGGGGCCCACGCACACGGCGAUCGCCGCCCCAGCUCGGGCAGCGCCCCUGUAGAUCCGCUGCUCCCGCAGGUCACGCCCACCCCGAGAGCCCGCAGCCCAGAUGGAGACGGUGCAGGAGCUGAUUCCCCUGGCCAAGGAGCUGAUGGCGCAGAAGCCCAGUGCGAAGCUGGUGCGAAUGUACCUGCUGGGCGGCGUGCUGGCGCUCUUCGGCGCCGUGCUCGGCCUGAUGGAGGCCAUGUGUGGCCCCUUCGCGGCCGCCGGCCGCCGGCGGGAGCGCGAGGCGACCCUGGCCGAGCUGGGGGAGCCGGCCCCGCGGGAGCAAGGCAAGCCACUGGAGGCCGCCCAGGCCUGCCGGGCCCUGUCCAACCGGCUGCACGCCUCCUAGGAGCUCGGGGGCCGGCGGAGGGAAAGGAAGAGAGACCCCGGAGAGGGGCGAGUGAGCCAGGGCCGGAAGGGCAGGCUCAAGUGGGCGUGCUGUGCUGUCUGAACUUGCUUCUGAGAAGCCACCGACUUCUAGAACUGAACUACCACGCGGAUCCGCCAAAAGGAGCUUGGGACUGAGUUCGCUGCUGUGCAGCACUGCAGGAAGAUGCCACGUCCAAGCUAGGUACAUUCCAGCCACCUGAGUGCAUCUAACAUUUUGCACGAGGGUGAAAGGAGAAACGCUUUUUAUAUUAUUGUUGUUGUUAUUAUUACAGUGAUUGCGUUUUGAAAUAAAAAACCGUUUUGUAUAUA
Capra hircus (goat) is the source of this 825-nucleotide messenger RNA. It is a transcript of the gene G0S2, whose product is annotated as G0/G1 switch 2. The transcript has 2 exons. Gene Ontology annotation, biological process: positive regulation of extrinsic apoptotic signaling pathway. Lineage: Eukaryota; Metazoa; Chordata; Mammalia; Artiodactyla; Bovidae. Gene Ontology annotation, cellular component: mitochondrion. The record is from RefSeq and is a predicted model, not a curated record. The coding region runs from base 191 to 475 and encodes 94 amino acids.